AUGGCUCCAACUCGCUCUAAAGAAAAUCGGAAAAAAUCAAUUGAGCAAGAAGGACUAAAGGAGAAUGCAAUCCGCGAUUUAAAAUCUUCAAAAAUUCAAAGUGGUCGCGAAGCUGCACGCGUUUACGGCCUGCCGCCAUCAAGUCUCCAGGAGAGGCUCAAUGGGAGGCGGCCAUUGGCAGAAUCAAAUGCUACAAAGAGGAAAUUGACUCCUACUGAAGAGGAAACACUUAUUAAGAGGGUCCUUUCUCUAACAAAGCGAGGAUAUCCUCCCCGGCCUAUAUUUAUUGAGAACUGGGCCAAUCUUCUACUUGCAAAUCGAGGAUCGAACGGGCCAAUUGAACCCGUCGGUAUAAAUUGGAAAUUAACCUUUAUUAAUCGCCAUCCUGAAGUCAAAAGUGUCUAUUCUCGAGGCUUCCAUUACCAGCGAGCUAAAUGCGAAGAUCCAAAGGUUAUCCGGCCCUGGUUUGAACUUGUACGCAGCACUAUUGCUGAGUAUGGUAUUGAUUCAAGUGAUAUCUACAAUUUCGAUGAAACAGGCUUUGCAAUGGGCCUUAUCAAAAGCGCAAAGGUUAUAAUAGGCGCAGAGACAACUAAUAAGGAAGCUUUCGUACUACAACCUGGAAAGCGCGAAUGGGUAACUGCCAUUGAAGCAGUCAAUUCAACUGGGUGGCAUCUACCUCCUUAUAUCAUCUUCAAAGGCAAACAUAAGCGCAUGGCAUGGUUUGAAGAUGAUCCAACUGUCCGCUUCCAAUGCAGCGAUAAUGGGUGGACAACUGAUAAAAUCACAUUGGAUUGGCUUCAAAAGCACUUUAUUCCACUUACAAGGACGCGUACCGUGGGAAGAUAUCGGCUUCUUAUAUUAGAUGGACAUGGCAGUCAUUCUACACCUGAAUUCGAUGCCACCUGCAUUGAGAAUGAUAUUAUAAGCCUCUGCAUGCCUGCCCAUACGUCACAUCUAUGCCAGCCACUUGAUGUUUCAAUAUUUUCACCAUUAAAGAAGUCAUACUACAAGCAUGUCGAAUACCGCACUCGAUUGGGAUUCUCACAUAUCGAUAAACUUGACUUUCUAGAGGCAUUCCUGCGCGCGCGGACAGAGGCAUAUAAAAUAACGUCAAUUCAGAAUGGAUUCGCAGCUACAGGACUCAUCCCAUUAAAUCCCGAGCGAGUACUGGAAAAGCUGAAUGUCCAAUUGAAGACUCCAACGCCACCUGGCAGUAGUCAUGGUACUUCGCAGUCGCAGUCCUCCUGCUUCCAAGCACCUUCUAAUCCGCAUGAAUUGAAACAGCAUUCAAUAACGGUAAAGAAAAGACUUGAUCCAGUAUUCUCCAGUCCUUCAAAUCUGACUCUUGUCAAACUGAAUCAAGUGUAUAAAAGUUGCGAGAUAGCAUGGCACAAUGCUACUCUUUUGGCACAGGAAAAUAUGGAAUUACGCACUGCAAUUCAGAAGGAGGACCAAAAGCACAAGCGGACGAAGAAAGUGAUUAGAGAAGAAGCUAGUCUUAUCAGAGGAGAGGCCCAAAGCCUUAUAGAUGAAUCUAAUGCUGCAAAUCAAUUGGCAGCAGGCCUUGCCGGUGUGGAGGAUGGAUUACCACGCAGGCGCGCACCGCCCACAUGCAUUCGGGGAUGUGUUGGUCUGAUACAUCCUCACGUAGGCAUUUGGACACCUGGGUAUACAUCCCUACAAAUAACAGUUCUACUAAAUUGCCUAGUCAACACUCAUCCUUUCAUGGAACAUGAUUGGCAGGAAGUAACUGCGCAGUGCACACUAGACCCAAGGACUCGAGCAGGAUCUGCGAGACUGGCAAUGUCACAACGCCGGUUCAUUGGAUAA
Messenger RNA from Talaromyces stipitatus ATCC 10500, 1833 nucleotides. Its product is annotated as pogo transposable element, putative. Gene Ontology annotation, cellular component: nucleus. The transcript is spliced from 2 exons. Gene Ontology annotation, molecular function: DNA binding. The record is from RefSeq and is a predicted model, not a curated record. NCBI's taxonomy places the organism in Eukaryota, Fungi, Ascomycota, Eurotiomycetes, Eurotiales, Trichocomaceae. Bases 1 to 1833 code for a protein of 610 amino acids.